CCAGAAUAAGUUUCAGCCUAUUCUUCAUCACGCUACCCUGGUUUCGUGGUGGCUGUGGAGUAAUGAGCUUCACUUAAAAUAGCACUUGGAACGAACUAAUUAACCAUCACGUACCACUUGGAGGCAACAGUCGGAAAAACUCAAUUGCUUCCAGCCUGUUGCGAUCAUUCAAAACCCUUCCUACGCGCUACCUCAAUUGCGAGGUCGGACCUCCUGUCCGGUGAGCAGUGAGCCGAGAUCAAAGGAAAUGGUCUAGUCCACCAUGGGUCCACGGCGAACACAUACCAAGUCUCGAACUGGGUGUCAGUCAUGCAAGUUACGGAAAGUAAAGUGCGAUGAGGCUAAGCCAAAAUGCAAUAAUUGCCUUCGCCAUGGGGUCGAAUGUAGUUAUAACACUGCUCCAACGGCAGCCAGUACCCCAACUGCAAGCAUUCCCACGGGACUGAGCCCCUUUGUUAGCGAGGCCGCCAGGCUGAGUUCAGAUGCCGCCACACCAGCCAUGGGCAUGGCGGAAAUGGCCCUAUUGCAUCACUAUAGCACCUCAACCUGCUAUACAAUCUCACGUCAUCCUGUCCUACAAACUGUAUGGCAGACUACCGUUCCCACAUUUGCCUUCUCCUAUCAAUUUGUCUUUCGCGGGAUUCUGGCGCUGGCCGCUUUACACUUGGCCCAUCUGAAGCCGGAUCUUCAGGACCAGUACGUCGAUGCAGCUGAAUUUCACCACAACCUAGCCCUGCAGAUGGUCUCAGGUACCAUCCCCCAAAUCAAUGAGGAAAAUGGACCGGCUGUGUAUCUCUUCUCCACAAUUACUUGCAUAAUCGGCUGUGCCUUGCCGCGAAAGCGCGAUGAUCUGUGGGUCAGCAAUGAUCGAGUUCUGCAGUGGUUAUUAUUGUUUCGAGGUACGGUCUCAAUUAUCACCUCGGUCAAUGAAUCGCUCAAAUCUGGUCCUUUGGCACCCAUGUUCACUCUGGGACGACGAAGAAGCCUUGCUUGGGAAGCCAGGUCGACCGCCAACCAGUCUUUUCUCGUCAACUUGCGGCGACUUAUCGAGGAUGCAGUUGAGGACCCGAUCGAGUUGAAAUGCUAUACAGAUGCCAUUGAUGACCUGGGGAAAUCUUUCGCGACGAUCCUUGAGGUCGGUUCCCCGAACUGUGAGACAGCCGACAUUUUCAUCUGGCUUCUCCGAAUUAGCGACCAGUUUUUAAAUCAACUGCAACAGCGGACACCGGAAGCUUUGGUGAUCUUUGGCUACUAUUGUGUUAUUCUCAAGGAGCUUGAGUGGGCUUGGUGGAUGCAAGGCUUUAGCAUCCACAUGAUACGUGCGAUAUAUCUCCACUUGGAUGAGGAGCAUCGCUGCUGGCUGCAGUGGCCUAUGCAACAACUCGGCUGGGUUCCUUGA
Penicillium subrubescens is the source of this 1399-nucleotide messenger RNA. RefSeq names its product Zn(II)2Cys6 transcription factor domain-containing protein. The record is from RefSeq and is a predicted model, not a curated record. NCBI's taxonomy places the organism in Eukaryota, Fungi, Ascomycota, Eurotiomycetes, Eurotiales, Aspergillaceae. Gene Ontology annotation, molecular function: zinc ion binding; DNA-binding transcription activator activity, RNA polymerase II-specific. The coding region runs from base 263 to 1399 and encodes 378 amino acids. The transcript is spliced from 2 exons. Gene Ontology annotation, biological process: regulation of transcription by RNA polymerase II.